Messenger RNA from Orycteropus afer afer, 2064 nucleotides. RefSeq names its product potassium voltage-gated channel subfamily Q member 1 (gene KCNQ1). Gene Ontology annotation, molecular function: voltage-gated potassium channel activity. The coding region runs from base 1 to 2064 and encodes 687 amino acids. The transcript has 17 exons. Lineage: Eukaryota; Metazoa; Chordata; Mammalia; Tubulidentata; Orycteropodidae. Gene Ontology annotation, cellular component: membrane; voltage-gated potassium channel complex. Gene Ontology annotation, biological process: transmembrane transport; potassium ion transport. The record is from RefSeq and is a predicted model, not a curated record.
AUGAGGGGGUGGUGGUGGCGAGCCGGUGACAGGUGGGCGCAGAGCGCGCGAGACCUAGCCACUGAGAUUGGCCUUAGGAAGUGCAGGCACGUGGGCUCGGGCCGGGCCACCACGUGGGUGCGGGAGAGGGCGGGGCGAGCAGGAGCGCGCAGGAGUGGGCGGGUCCCAGCAGGUGUGCCCCUCGUGGAGGCUCCGCAGGUGGGCACGGAGAAGGCGAGAUCAAGGCGCGUGCGCCGCCCGCUGCUGGCGCGCACCCACGUCCAGGGCCGCGUCUACAACUUCCUGGAGCGUCCUACCGGCUGGAAGUGCUUCGUCUACCACUUCACCGUCUUCCUCAUUGUCCUCGUCUGCCUCAUCUUCAGCGUGCUGUCCACCAUCGAGCAGUAUGUCAGCCUGGCCACAGGGAUCCUCUUUUGGACGGAGAUUGUCCUGGUGGUGUUCUUCGGCACGGAGUACGUGGUGCGCCUCUGGUCGGCUGGCUGCCGCAGCAAGUAUGUGGGCGUCUGGGGGCGGCUACGCUUCGCCCGGAAACCCAUUUCCAUCAUCGAUCUCAUCGUGGUUGUGGCCUCCAUGGUGGUCCUCUGUGUGGGCUCCAAGGGACAGGUGUUCGCCACCUCGGCCAUCAGGGGCAUCCGCUUCCUGCAGAUCCUGAGAAUGCUCCACGUGGACCGUCAGGGUGGCACCUGGAGGCUGCUGGGAUCCGUGGUCUUCAUCCAUCGCCAGGAGCUGAUCACCACCCUGUACAUCGGCUUCCUGGGCCUCAUCUUCUCCUCCUACUUCGUGUACCUGGCCGAGAAGGACGCCGUGAACGAGUCGGGCCACGUGGAAUUCGGCAGCUACGCGGAUGCGCUGUGGUGGGGCGUGGUCACAGUCACCACCAUUGGCUACGGGGACAAGGUGCCCCAGACGUGGAUCGGCAAGACCAUCGCCUCCUGCUUCUCGGUUUUCGCCAUCUCCUUCUUUGCGCUCCCUGCGGGCAUCCUGGGCUCCGGGUUCGCCCUGAAGGUCCAGCAGAAACAGCGGCAGAAGCACUUCAACCGGCAGAUCCCGGCGGCUGCCUCGCUCAUCCAGACGGCAUGGAGAUGCUACGCGGCCGAGAACCCCGAGUCUUCCACCUGGAAGAUCUACGUACGCAAGGCCACCCGCAGCCAUGCCCUGCUGUCCCCCAGCCCCAAGCCCAAGAAGUCCGUCAUGGUCAAGAAAAAGAAGUUGAAGGCUGACCGGGACAAUGGGGUGAGCCCCGGGGAGAAGACGCUCACAGUCCCGAACAUCACCUACGACCUAGCAGCUGAGGAGAACAGGGCUGACCACGUGUCCCUCGAUGGCUGCGACAGCUCUGUGAGGAAGAGCCCCACGCUGCUGGAGGUGAGCACACCCCAGUUCAUGCGAACCAACAGCUUCGCUGAGGACCUGGACCUGGAGGGGGAGACGCUGCUGGUGCCUAUCACCCACAUCUCACAGCUCCGGGAGCACCAUCGGGUCACCAUCAAGGUCAUCCGACGCAUGCAGUACUUCGUGGCCAAAAGAAAGUUCCAGCAAGCGCGGAAGCCGUACGACGUGCGAGACGUCAUCGAGCAGUACUCGCAGGGCCACCUCAACCUCAUGGUUCGCAUUAAGGAGCUGCAGAGAAGGCUGGACCAGUCCGUCGGGAAGCCCUCCCUGUUCAUCUCCGUCUCAGAAAAGAACAAAGACCGCGGCAACAACACGAUCGGCGCCCGCCUAAAUCGGGUGGAAGACAAGGUGACACAGCUGGACCAGAGGCUGAGGCUCAUCACCGACAUGCUGCAGCAGCUGCUGGCCCUGCAUUCCGGAGGGCCCCCCGGCGGCGGCGGCGGCCGAGUGGUCCAGCCUGGCGGCGGCGGCCCCCUCCACCCCGAGCUCUUUCUGCCCAGCAACACCCUGCCCACCUAUGAACAGCUGACUGUACCCCGCAGGGCUGCCGACGAGGGGUCCUGCUGGGAGCUCAGGGCAGCCAGUGGGCCUGAGAGGGACACCAUGGAGGAGACCCCCGACCACCCUACUUCUCCCUCAGCAGGGGCACCACUGGCCACAGCGCCUUCCUAG